AUGGCGAUUGGUGUUUUUGGAGAGAACUUUCUGCUUCUCCUCUUCUGUAUUCUUUUUACAGUGCUUGGCAGAACCUUCAAACCCCAAUAUGGAGGAGGGAUCAUAAAAAACCCAGAGUUGAACCAUGGUUUGAGUGGCUGGUCCAUAUUUGGGAAUGCAAAAAUAGAGCAUCGCUCAUCAGAGAAAGGCAACAGCUUCAUUGUUGCUCAUAGUAGAAACAAGCCCUAUGAUAGCUUCUCCCAAAAGCUUUACCUGCUUAAGGAUAAGCUGUACACCUUUUCUGCAUGGGUACAGGUGGUUAAAGGAAAUGAGGCAGUAACUGCUGUUUUUAGCACAAAUGGAGGUAUGAUACCUGCAGGUGCAAUUCAUGCUGAGUCAGGUUGCUGGUCCAUGCUUAAAGGUGGCCUCACUUUGAACUCAUCUGGACUUGCUGAACUCUAUUUUGAGAGCAAGAAUACAACAGUGGAGAUCUGGGUUGAUAGUGUCUCAUUACAACCAUUCACCAAGAAACAAGGGAGGUCACACCAAGAUCGAAGCAUUGAGAAGGUACGUAAGAGAAAGGUGUCAAGCUUUCCCUUUGGCAGUGCCAUAAGUAAGGAAACCAUAGACAACCCUGCCUAUAAAAGUUGGUUCAUCUCCAGGUUCAGUGUCACCACCUUUGAAAAUGAGAUGAAAUGGUACAGCACUGAGCCCUCUCCUGGUAAAGAAGACUACUCAGUUCCUGAUGCCAUGCUUGCCAAUACCAAACAAUCUGGAAUUUCAGUAAGAGGUCACAAUAUUUUAUGGGAUGACCCAAAGUUUCAACCCAAUGGGGUUCAAUCACUUUCCCCUGAUCGACUAAGGCAAGCAACAGAAAAGAAGAUUAAUUCCAUUGUGACAAGAUAUAAAGGACAAGUUAUUGCAUGGGAUGUUGUUAAUGAAAACUUGCAUUUCUCAUUUUAUGAAGAUAAGCUAGGGAGUAAUGCUUCCGCUUCUUUCUAUCAAAUGGCACAUCAACUUGAUGGUGGCACAACAUUGUUUAUGAAUGAAUACAAUACUAUAGAAGAUAGUAGAGAUGGAAUGUCAACACCAGCCAAGUAUGUUCAGAAGUUGAGGGAGAUUCAAUCAGCUAAUACUAGGCAGAUUGGAAUUGGGCUUGAGUCUCAUUUCCAAACACCUAACAUUCCUUACAUGAGAUCUUCUCUUGAUAUUCUUGCAGCAGCAAAGCUUCCCAUUUGGAUCACAGAAUUGGAUGUUGAAAGUAAUCCAUCUCAGGCACAGUUCUUGGAAGAGAUUCUAAGGGAGGCUCAUGCCCAUCCAGCUAUCAAUGGAAUUGUAAUAUGGGCAGGUUGGCAUCCUGAGGGUUGCAACAAGAUGUGCUUGACAGAUAACAAUUUCAAGAACCAUCCUACAGGUGAUGUAGUGGACAAGUUGAUCAAUGAAUGGACACAAAGAAACCUUGUUGGUUCAACAGACAACAAUGGAACCUUUGAGAUUUCACUCUUUCAUGGAGACUAUGAUGCAACACUCACUCACCCAUCUGUGAAUUCCAACUCAACUCAAAGCUUCAAGGUGACAAUAGGAACCUCUGAGGAGAAACUGCUCCAGGUUCAUGUUCAUGAUGUAUGA
Messenger RNA from Telopea speciosissima, 1608 nucleotides. Its product is annotated as endo-1,4-beta-xylanase 5-like. Gene Ontology annotation, biological process: carbohydrate metabolic process. Lineage: Eukaryota; Viridiplantae; Streptophyta; Magnoliopsida; Proteales; Proteaceae. Gene Ontology annotation, molecular function: hydrolase activity, hydrolyzing O-glycosyl compounds. The record is from RefSeq and is a predicted model, not a curated record. Bases 1 to 1608 code for a protein of 535 amino acids. The transcript has 7 exons.